AUGGAGCAGAACGUCCAACGCCUCUUGAACGAUAAGCUGUACGAUAAAAGAAAGGUCGGCGCCCUUGAGUUGGAACGAGUCAUACGUGAGCUCAGUGCCGCCAAAGACUAUCAGCGUGUCCAGGCAAUCCUCGAGCAACUCUGCAACGAGUAUGCCUAUGCCGUCCAUCAACCACAUGCGCGAAACGGCGGUCUUAUCGGCUUAGCCGCCGCCGCCAUUGCCCUUGGCCCAGAGUUGCCCAGAUAUCUCGAGGUAAUAGUGCCACCUGUACUAGCUUGUUUUACGGAUCAAGAUGCGCGGGUCCGAUAUUACGCGUGCGAGUCCAUGUACAACAUUGCCAAGGUUGCGAAGGGAGAGAUCCUCAAGUACUUUAAUUUCAUCUUUGAUGCCCUGUGCAAGCUAGGCGCAGACUCGGAGCUCUCCGUGAAGAAUGGCGCAGAACUGCUAGAUCGGCUGAUCAAAGAUAUCGUUUCCGAGUCUGCUGCUACUUACGUAUCAGUUCUCGAAAGUCUAGAGUAUAAUGACAAAGAGUCAGAUGCACUGGAAGACCAUGCAGAUCCUCCGACCGCCUUCUCUCUCCCACAGUUCAUCCCGCUCUUGAAGGAGCGUGUCUGGGUCAUCAACCCAUUCACGCGGACCUUCCUUGUUGGCUGGAUCACUCUGCUUGACUCCAUCCCGGACUUGGAGUUGGUCACCUAUCUACCCGAGUUCCUUGGAGGCUUGCUCAAGUUCCUCGGAGGCCAUAACCCGGACGUUCACGCAGCUACGCAGUCAUGUUUGAACAAGUUCCUGGACGAGAUCAAGCGCAUUGCUAGAGUCAAGAAGGGUAUUGCCGACAGCAAAAAGUCGCGGGCAGAUGGUAAACGCAAGCGGGAGGAGUCUGUGGACAGUGGUAGCGUACAAAUGGGUGGCGAUGACGAGGACGAUGCCGGGUCCAUGACAGCCGCUGAUGAUGACGAUGAUGAUGGCGAAGUCAGUAGUGAAGAUGAUUGGGUACCUGGCCAGGACGUACAGAUCAACUACAAGGCUAUACUCGAAAUCCUGACGGCAACGCUUGAUUCCCCGCUGGAAGAGGAUAGCCUUCAGGAAUCUCUCCGCUGGAUCAUUGCGUUCCUGGACAUUUGCCCAGAAGAGGUCCUGCCGUUCACCCCGAAAAUUCUGGCGCACCUGCUUCCGGCCAUGGCAAGCGGUGUUGAGCCCAUUCGCCAGGCAGCUGCCAGAGUCAACUCGUCGCUGAUGGAAUAUGUCGUAUCAUUGUCCGACGAGCCUGGUGUCAACCCGAACCAGCCGUCCACGCGCAUUCCCCCCUCUUUUGGCGUCGAGCGUCCAGAUGGCCCGUCCAGUACCCGUGCCUCCCUCUCGAGUUCGAGAGAACUGGACAUGCGAAGCCCUACACCUGCACAAAACAGGCGGACACCUACACCGGCGCCUACAGCUAGUCCACAGGCCGACCUGGAUUACGCUGCGGCUGUGAACUCGCUGACGUUACUUUUUCUUAAUGACCAUGAAGCUACACGUGUCGCUGCACUCACCUGGCUCAUCAUGUUACAUCGCAAAGCACCGCGGAAGAUUGUUGCUUUCAACGAUGGCACCUUUCCGGCUUUGUUAAAGACAUUGUCGGACCCUGCUGAGGCCGUGGUGACCAAGGACCUGCAAUUAUUGUCACAGAUUUCCCGAAAUAGCGAGGACGACUACUUCUCCAACUUCAUGGUCAGCCUUCUACAACUAUUUUCGACUGAUAGAAAACUUCUGGAAACCAGGGGCAACUUGAUUAUUCGACAAUUGUGCAUGUCGCUGAGCGCCGAGCGCAUAUAUCGCACCCUGGCCGAAUGUAUCGAAAAAGAGGAGGACCUUGAAUUUGCGAGCAUUAUGGUGCAAAACCUCAACAACAACCUCAUCACUGCCCCUGAGCUCGCAGACCUGAGGAAACGCCUACGAAACUUGGAGUCAAAGGACGGCCAGACCUUCUUCGUUGCGCUGUUUCGCUCCUGGUGUUACAACGCCGUCGCGACCUUUUCACUUUGCUUGCUAGCCCAAGCAUAUGAGGCGGCAUAUAAUCUGCUGCAGAUCUUUGCCGAACUCGAGAUGACGGUCAACAUAUUGAUACAAAUCGAUAAGUUGGUACAACUGAUUGAAUCUCCAGUCUUCACAUAUCUUCGGCUCCAACUUCUGGAGCCCGAGAAGUAUCCAUACUUGUACAAGUGCCUGUAUGGACUGUUAAUGCUUUUACCCCAGUCAUCAGCUUUUGCUGCUCUGAAGAACCGGCUGAAUAGCGUGAGCUCGAUUGGCUAUUUGCACAUCGCGCCCAGACCGUAUGUACCUUCCUCCAGCACACCAGGGUCUCACUCACGACAAGGUUCUGUCGUCGAGGCCGUCACAUCCCACCUUCAGAGUCACACUCGUUCCAAAAGCGGCCAUGACACUUAUGCUUUACUUCCUAGUUCUACCACUACCCCUAGUACUUCCAAUUAUGAUCGGCCCAACCGGCUCAAGGGCCCAGGUCGCGAGGAGAACAUCAUCCGCUGGGAUCAGCUCCUGGAAAAGUUUAGGAGCGUCCAGGAAAAAGCGAGACGAGCCCAACGUCUGGGCGGAGGUUUGGAUGAUGGACCGGACUUUGGGGACUUGCGCUUUGGAGAUAGCACACCAGGAAUGAAAGAACCACCUCGGGCUACCGCAGGGCCUCCCGUGCCUCAAAAGGAUGCGCCAUCUCAGGCACCACCCCCAGUUAAGAAAAGCUCGGGGAUUGGCAGGCAGUUUGGACGUCUUGGCGGUGCGGUCGCUGGUAGAGGCAAGCGGUCGCAGGGAUAG
Truncatella angustata is the source of this 2808-nucleotide messenger RNA. Its product is annotated as vacuole morphology and inheritance protein. Lineage: Eukaryota; Fungi; Ascomycota; Sordariomycetes; Amphisphaeriales; Sporocadaceae. The coding region runs from base 1 to 2808 and encodes 935 amino acids. The record is from RefSeq and is a predicted model, not a curated record. The transcript is spliced from 8 exons. Gene Ontology annotation, biological process: phosphatidylinositol biosynthetic process; positive regulation of kinase activity. Gene Ontology annotation, cellular component: fungal-type vacuole membrane; PAS complex; endosome membrane.